This is a messenger RNA of Cooperia oncophora, 681 nucleotides long. NCBI's taxonomy places the organism in Eukaryota, Metazoa, Nematoda, Chromadorea, Rhabditida, Trichostrongylidae. The record is from the annotation of a GenBank genome assembly.
AUGAUAUUCGAUAUCGCUAAAAUAACCACCCCUCCCUCUCCUCUUCCGGACGAUGACUGUCAGCCGUCUACGAGUCACACUAAUGAUCCAAGUGACGAGAUUACGCCACACAGUUCACUAUCGAAUUCGUCCGCUUUCACACAAAUUCGACAAGGUACUGCAACGCCGAACACCUCGGCAGCCACCACACCUCGUUGUGAUGACUCGGAACAUUCCAGUGCUACCGUACUCGAAAUGGACACCAACAGGUUGUCACAAGAGGACAAGUCGCACGAUAACACUACUGAAAGCAGUACGUUAAGUAUAGCGAAUGCUGAACUGAGCAAAUGUCUUCGAGAAGGCACGGAUUGGCCUUUGGAUGAGGCCAGCACCAGUUCAGCACCUGCGACCAUCAACAGGGAAAGCCUAAAUUCGAAGCAAUCACUACGGAAUGCCUUGGAGCGACGGAUACUGCUGAAAGAAAUGCGAAGUCGAGAUGGUAAAGAACCACGACGAGCACAGUGGACUAAAGAUCGAGGUCGAGGCAGAUUGCUAAGUGAUGCUACCGGCGAUGAAAAGUCGAAAGCCGUACGGUGGCAGAACGCUAAACAACACGGGAAAUUACGAGCCGGACCUCUACUACGGGGCGAGACAGCCGAGAUACCUAUCGAAUACGUCGACGGAAUCCCAGUGGAGAUAUAA